AUGACCUCUGUCAACAGCUUCCCUACCAUCAAGGCCGUCAAGACCUUCGUCAUCCAAGGCGUUGGUUCUGGCGGUGACUACCACAAUGUCAAGGGCGGCCAUUGGCUGAUCGACUCCAAGAUUGCGACUCCCAUGUCUGGUUAUGACAAGUACCGCAAGUCGCGAACUUCAUUUGGCAUUAACGUCCUCGGUUCUUUCUGCGUCGAGAUAGAGUCUACCGAUGGCAAGAAGGGUUUCGCUACCGGUUUCGGUGGUCCGCCGGCAUGUUGGCUCGUUGCUGAGCACUUCAACAGAUUCUUGAUUGGUGCUGACCCUCGCGAUACCAACCUCCUCUUCGACCAAAUGUACCGAGCAUCCAUGUUCUACGGACGAAAGGGUCUCCCACUGGCUGUCAUCUCCGUAAUCGAUCUGGCUGUCUGGGAUCUGCUAGGCAAGAUCAGGAACGAACCCGUGUACAAGAUGAUUGGCGGCGCGACAAGAGACAGACUCAACUUCUAUUGCACCGGUCCCGCGCCAUCUGCUGCCAAGAGAAUGGGCUUCUUUGGUGGCAAGGUCGCCCUUCCAUACAGCGCUGCCGAGGGCUUCGAGGGUAUGAGAAAGAACAUUGAAUACUUGACCGAGAUGCGCGAGAGUGUUGGUCCCGACUUCCCGCUCAUGGUCGACUGUUGGAUGAGUUUGACUGUGCCCUACACUAUCGAGAUCGCCGAGAAGUGCAAGCAUCUUAACAUCAACUGGUGGGAAGAGACUCUUUCUCCCGAUGACUUUGAUGGUCAUGCUCUCCUGAAGCGUGCUCAUCCCACCAUCAAGUUUACUACUGGCGAGCACGAGUACACACGAUACGGUUUCCGCAAGCUCAUCGAGGGACGCCACGUCGAUAUCCUCCAGCCUGAUGUUAUGUGGCUUGGUGGUUUGACCGAGCUGCUCAAAGUUUCGGCUCAGGCUGCCGCAUAUGACAUUCCCGUCGUUCCUCACGCAAGCGGUCCCUACAGCUACCACUUUGUCGUCUCUCAGACAAACUCGCCUUUCCAGGAGUACCUCGCCAACUCUCCUGACGGUCAAUCGGUUCUUCCCGUGUUCGGAAACCUUUUCCUCAAUGAGCCAAUUCCCGAGAAGGGCUAUCUCGAUGUGUCCGUCUUGGACAAGCCUGGAUUCGGUCUCGAACUCAAUCCUUCUGCUCCUUUGAUAGAUGCUGCUGGUAUCCUCAACCCGGCCCCUUCAAGAUCGUUGGCCGAUCCCACAAUCCCUGACGGGGUUCAGAACGAGAAGACAACAUGA
This is a messenger RNA of Aureobasidium vineae, 1275 nucleotides long. The record is from the annotation of a GenBank genome assembly. Lineage: Eukaryota; Fungi; Ascomycota; Dothideomycetes; Dothideales; Saccotheciaceae.